This is a messenger RNA of Spirometra erinaceieuropaei, 10558 nucleotides long. The record is from the annotation of a GenBank genome assembly. Lineage: Eukaryota; Metazoa; Platyhelminthes; Cestoda; Diphyllobothriidea; Diphyllobothriidae.
AUGUUUCGUGUAAGGUUUGUUAAUUUCACAAAACACCUCACAUUCCAUUGCAUUUUUUAUAUCUUCAGUCGGAGGCUCUCAGAACUGUAAGUCUCCCGAAAUGACUUGCUAAAUGCCACUUAUUUUGUCCUUUCUACAAUAUUUCUCAGAUUUUGGAGCAAGUAACCCUGCGCCUUUGUUUGAGCUGCUUGCUAACAAUAAACUACUGACUUCAUGCUGGGAAAUAUUUGUUGAAGGUUGCAUCCAGAGAUCAUUCUAUUGGUCAAAUCAGCUAUGUGACAUCCUGUGACGGCCCUAUUUUUAGACCUCAAGACAUAACGUUACAAGCGUAUUCCCUCCCGCAUUCGUAUUUGUGAAGCACCAUUCCAGGCGACUACGAAUAUACACGGCCACAGUCCAAAAUUCGCACGUUUAUUUUUUAAAUGGUGGAACACUGCUCCAACUCUCGACGCCAAAUUAUCCGGGUUUAAGCCUCAUAUCUUCUCGGUCGAUGUCAAAUAAGUCAGAACUAACCAGUCUCUCCACCUUGCCAGCAUUUCCAUACACGAAAGAGUUUAAUGUCAGGAAGAAGGUGCAUCAACAAUACAGAAAACGUAUGCGUAAGCCUGGUAGUCAUCUGGUGGAUUGGAGGUGAAUUACUUAGGAAACCCUGUCUAGGCAGUCAACUUACUGUAUCAGAUUUGGUGGAUUCCAGACGUUGCAGUAGGUUGGGCGGGUAAACUUGACCCAAAUGUGAUUAAACUCGCGUCGUCCGGCGGGGCCUCGUAGCUCAAGUGGUUAGAGCGUUGGCUGUACUAAAGCCUUCCCCUUCCUGCGUCGGUUCGAAUCCCACCGAUGGGCCGAGUUUUUCACAGUUGGGUCAAUAUGAAUAUGCGGGGUGGUUGCGUCGGGCAGACACGAACACACACCGUGUGAAUGAACACCCUCCCCUCCAAAAGGGUAAAUUUUCAUUUUCAAACGUUGAAAUAAUCCUUUAAAAGAACAACAUCAUCCAUACGCCUACCGUGAAUACAGAAUGAAAAUUAUUCGUCUAUGUUCUGGUUUUAACUCCCUAGUUGGAAGUGAGAAUACAAAACAACAUAUUCGCAUACAAACCAUAAAGAGACCCACACCCUUCUCAAAUCCGAUACUAGAGGAGAAAAGUUAGUCGGUUUACCAAGACCUGCAUAUUUUGAAAAGCAACGUUUUUGCUACUGUUGAAUAAGUAAGUAACAAUUAUUUUGGCUGUAAUAUAGAAACGAAAAGCUUAUACAGCCCAUCCACUAUUGCUAUAUGCAUGGAUCACGUUACACUCAUCGAUAGCAGCAUACCUGAACCUAGGCGCAGUCUACUGCACAGGUUAUUACGCAAGUGUAUCACGAACAUUUAUGAUAGCAGCAUUUUUGAAAGUUAAAAUACUCCCUUUCUUUUAAACUCAAAUUCAAGGAAGCUACGGCUUCUACAGAAUGAGUGUUUUUUUUCAGUAACACGUUGUCAACUUUAUAUGGUCAUCGCAACUGGAAAGAUGAUCUGUCAUGCCUCAGGGUGUUGCUGCCGACCGGUUUUAAAAUUUUACUUAACUACUAUUUUCCACUUUAAAGCAUAUUGAAAAAUUUCGGUGCGUGCAGUGUGCUGAGUACAUACUUGUCUGCUUAGCGACACAUGAGACUAAGCUUUCUAUCAGCAUUCCGACAUUCUCUAACAUCCAGCAGACGUUUUUUCAUAGUGCCAGAAACCUGUAUUGCACGGGAAUAAAGAUCCCCACAUUAAGCUAAAUUCCAGUGGGAGAUAGGGUCAUGGUUUGAAGGUUUCUGGUUAGGAUUAGAGUUGCUACUAUCGAUCUCGUGGUUAGAAUUAAGGGUCGGGACUCAAAAAUGACUACCCCCUCGAGAAUCCAGUGCAAGGCCACCUGUAUGUUGGGGGUGUUCAGAUCCCCAGGCCCAACACAGAAACCCUUGCUUCCUGCCCAGACACACAGUACGCAUUGAGAAUGCCAGGUGAUUUUGUCGGCAGGACAGAUGAUAAGUAUCUGUCAUUGAAAACUUAUUUGUUUGUACUCAUUUUUUAAGGACAGCUCAUAAGAUUUUACAAAGUAACCAUUCGUGCUUUACCAAAGAUUUAAAGCAUAAAUACAUAAACUGUCUUUUAGUUUAAACGUAACCGACAGGACCUCGAGUUCUAGGUCUGGCAAGCUUGCAGUUAAUCUGCCAGAACCCUUUUAUUAUCCCCUUCCUUUCGUAGAAAGAGUUUCUGAGCGAUUAAAACGGUUUGUACGCAAAGCAUAUCGGGAGCAAAAGACAAAUGACACUUUUCUUACCGAUCUUCAUAUAAAACAAGUAAGCUCUUGAUUUGUGGUCUUCUUUACUGUCAACCCAUCUAACGUCUUUCCUUUUUUUCAAAACUAGAAAGAUCCCAGAUGUCCAUUCUGCCAAAAGUUAAUACUCUCGACAUCAUUUAUCAAGCUUUCUAUAGGCGAAUACUAUUCUGACGGUAAGUCCUCAAAUAUUUUCCGUAUUAUUUGUAAAAGUCAAUUUUAGCAGGCAAAUUCUGUAAACCUGUCUUUUCUUCCGAAAAUUCUCAUAAGUCGAUUAUUGUGAUGCCGGGCUGUUUCAGUGAAAGCACACUUAACUCGACCUGCACCCGGCAGGUAUCUUUUGGGUGCUAAAGGGUUUUGAUCGUCGCGAGGGUUAACACUGCCUAGUGAGAGAUUUCCAGGUAGUUCUGGCUCUAACUUGUAACAAGCAUGGUAAAUACAGUAGAUGUGCUAACUCAUGAAAUGUCAACCAACAUUUCGAAAUGCGUUCUCGUUUCGAAAAGAUAAAAUAAGUAGUGUUGUAAAACUAAUCACGAUGCGGCAUAAGUCUAUUAUGAUCCAGUUACCUCAGGGUGUCGGCUUUCGAAAGAACUUAUUUUCGGCUGCAUGCAAAAUCUACACUCUGCAAAAAAUGACUAUUUAAGUAGUAUGCAAUUGUCUCAUUGAUUUUCGAUGAACUCGAAAAUUGUAUUAUAUUUCAUGGAAAUCAUGCAUAAAAUAUUCGUUCUUUUACUUAUUCGGUAGAAAAUCACGUCUUCUUCCAAAUUAAUACUCAAAAGAAGAUUAUAAUUUGGUUUUAAAAAGCUUUUCUAAUUCCCGAAUAAUUUUGAACCCGACCUGCUGUUACACUUGCAUUCAGGGUUUCAAAGCUACAAGCUGUAUAUUUUCCGUGUACGGAAAACCAUGCACUUCUCUACGGUGUUAAGAGGAGACUAUAUGAGGUUCAUAAAAUUAAGCAGUGGAUUUGAGCAAUAUUGUUAGUUUUACAAGCCAUAUUAGUAAGUGCAGAUACAUGACGUUUCAUGAACGGCCAUUUAACGGUAUUAAAAAAUCUCACAAUUGGAAACUUUUUAAAACCGAAUUAUACUCUUCUUUUGAGUAUGAAAUUGGAAGAAGACGGGAUUUUCUACCGAAUAAGUAAAGUUUGAUAAUAAGUGUUUAUUAAAUGAGGCAGGAUAGUGGUGGAGCCAAACUAUCCCCGGUGCAGCCGGAAGGGCCAUUGUUCUUGUACGGUUUUCAAAAUGGGUCCAUUCAUACAAUCUACGCAUCACACAACGUAGAACAAGAAAAUGCGUGGAUACGCAGGACCGCAGCUAUUUUUUUUCUUCGUUCAAUAAACCAUAAACCGAUGUAAAAUUUCGAUAUGUAGUAACGCAAAGUAUGUUCUGAACUGCAGUAUCAUUUACAGUCUUUAACGAGCCUUUUCAUAAGAGGGGAACUGAGGCCUUUCCUCAAAACCCCAGUGGCAUUCAGAUGAGUAAACAAAGACGAUGCGAAAAAGUUGUAGCUUCAGGUGGGGAUGGCCCAGAACAAUCCUUGCCGCUCUUGUCCUUCAACAGUUUGUAGAUCCGCUUUAUAUUACCUAUGGGCUGACUGUUUGGUAGGCAGAACUUACCAAGAGUGUAUUUUACAUGGAUCUGUCCCUCUGCAUCACCGUAGGCUGCGCAUGUUAUUUUUCACAGUUUAUGUUGUAUCCUGCAUCCUAGUGGUACCGGAAGGCCAGCAGCAUUUUGUUAUUGUAACUACUGUCUGGACUCAAGAACACAAUGGCUAGCCCUGUGCUUUACAUCUAGUUGCUCUAGGGUGCCAAUCACACUUUCCUCAAUCAGCUCUGUUGGCGUCUUAUUAUUUUCUAAAGAUUAAACCUGAACUCGCAUCCUUUUCUUAAUCAGAUUGAUUGACCAACAGAAUUAACUGAUUACAACCAUAGCCAUAUUAUGAUGAGGAAUGUAUGCGAUUAAGCCGUGACUUACAGUGAGUGACCGAUCUCAUGGAACGUUGGCUGAAAUUCUGAAAUGCGUUUUCGAUUAGAAAGGAUUACGUGGUCGCGAUUGAAAUAAUGAUUAUCUUGCGGCAUAAUUCUAUAAUAUUUCGAAAUAGCAGGAUGUCAGCUUUUGAAUACCCUGCUUUUCAAACUCAUAGAGAAGCCGUACUUGGUAAAAAAAAUGACCACUAAGGUAACAUGCAUUUUCGCACUGAUUUUCGAUGUUCUUGCAAAUUCGAAGAUAUCAUAUAGAAACCAUAAACAAAAAUAUGCUUUAUAUCAGUCAAUUAAUAGAGAAUCACGUUUAUUAUAUUUUAUACUCAAGGAAGGCGUAUAAUUAGGUUUUAAAAAAUUUUCUAAUUAUCGAAUAACUUGGAGCCUGAUCAUUCGUUGCAUUAGCGCUUAGGAAUUUCAGUCUGUAAGGUGCAUUCGUUCAGCUUAAAGAAAAUCACAGAUUUUUCUAUUCCAUUAAGAAGAUAUCAUACAGAGUUCAUAAAAUUUUGCAAUCGAUGCAGACUAUGUUGUACAUUUCAUGUGGAGCUGUGGUAAACGGCCAGGUACGAUGCUAUGUGGAUGAACAUUGUGAGGUCUUAAAAAUUUCAUAAUUAGAAACGUUUUCAAAACCUAAUUACACUUCUUCCUUGAGUAUAAAAUAUAAAGAAGACGUAAUUCUCUAUAAAACAACUUAAAGAGAGCGUAUAUUUGUUUAUGGCUCCUAUAAGAUAUAUUUGAAUUUGCAAAGCCGUCGAAAAUCAAUGGGAAAAAUGCAUGCUACUUAAGUAGUCGUUUUUCACCGAGUGCGGUUUCUGUAAAAGAUUGAAAAGCAAAGAAUUCAAAAGCAGAUAUCCUGCCGAGUCUGAAAUGUUAUAAGAUUAUGUCGCAAGAUAAUUAACAUUAGAACCGCGCCCAAGUAAUCCCUCCUAAUCGAAAACCCAUUUCAGAAUUUCGGCCAACAUUUCAUUAGAUCGGCCACUCACUGUAUCUCCAGGCUCCGCAGUAUCUUACGACCGCUGUCUUCCUUCGACCCCUCAGUGCACUCGUCUUGCGCCCCACUCUGUUUGUUUUCUUUAAUCGCAAACAGCUCCCAUCACUACUAAAUCCUACAAGUCACCUCUGACCGUUGAAUACAAAGCGAACUUGCGGCACAGGCGCUACUUUUGUUUGACAGAGGAAUAUCGCUAGGCGCAGCAGUGGUAUAAAUAAGCGGUACUGUUGCCGUUGGUGGGAAGAUUGUUCACUUCAGUGCCAUUGACGCCCCAUGAAUAGUUCUAUUAGAGACCUUAGGCUACAACUUACUGAAGGGUGAUUGUUUGAAGGGGCCAGCAUUAUUCAGUUUUUGGAUUCGAAAAGAACCGUUUCCAUCCGCACCUGGACACACACUUUAGAUACUCCAUAAGUCACAGUUGACGGCAAGUGAAGCCUUGCUGUACGGCAGACAAUCAGUGCCAAACAACUUUGGAGAUACAGAAGAUGUGCUUUGUUGUGAAAUUGUGACAGAAAUUCUGAAAUGUAUUUUCAAUUCGAAAAGUUUACUUAAGUAACAUUGUAAUAUUAAUUACCAUAUCGCAUAAUACAGGGUAUUCCAGUCGUGUUAGGAUGUCGGCCUUCGAAUAAGCUCCUUAUUGACCGCCUGCACAAGCUUUAUUCCGUAAAGAGUGACUACUUAAGUGGAAUGAAAUUGUCAAUUGAUUUUCGAUACCUUUAUAAAUUGAAAUAUAUUUUAUAGAUAACAUUCACAAAAAUAUUGUUUCUUUUACACAUUUGGUAUCAAAUUACGUCUUCUUUAAAUUUAAUACUUGAAUAAAGCAUAUCCUUCGAUUUCAAAAACUUUCUAAUUAUGGGAUUUUUCAAGACCGUGAACUGUCCAGUCGUACAGCAUCGCAUCAACAGAUUUGUAAAUUCAGCUUAUAAAAAAGGAAUACCCAGUCCACGCUCAUUAAAAACUUUUAUGAGCCUUAUACGUCCUCUUUAUAACGACAUACAGAAAUGCACGGUAUUACUUACCGAAAAGUAUACAGAUUUUAGUUUAGAAACUGAAUGGGAGUGUAACGGCAAGCCGAGUUCAAAAUUAUUCGAAAAUCGAUAAUUUUUUAUAAACCGAUAUAUGCUCUUUCCUCAAACGCAACAUUUUAAAAAGGCGUAAUUCCCUACCAAGCGAUUCAAAGAAAGAAAAUUUUUGUACAUGUUUUCAAUAAAAUCUACUUGAAUUUAUAAGUCUCAGAAAAUCAAUGGGAACGAGUCAUGGUACCUAAGUGGUUAUUUUUAUGGAAGUAGUUUAUUCGUGCGAUCGAUAAGAAACUUAUUCAAAAGCCGGCAUUCAGAUGUGACUGGAAUAUCGUAACAAAAUGAGACAAGAUAUUUAACAUUACAAUCCUGCCUGUGUACUUGUUUGGAAUCAAAAACAUAUUUCAAAAUUGCAGUCAACAUUUCAUGAUUUGUAUAAGCGAUGCACUCUCCAAGGUUGCCUAUUUCCCAGCAUCGAAACCUAUUCAUUUCGCAGACAGCCUGCUUUCACUGAAGGCCACUUCACUGUCUUACACCUGUGCACGCUCUGAGUAGCUCCCAAAUAGGGGACAGACAGGCUCAAUCUUACCGGCGCUGGGGACGGGACAUGUGUGAUCUCCGUAUCCUCCAGGUGUGCAAUUUCCUCGUUGUUUUGGGCUUAAUAGAUAGGCGGGCGCUUUAUUGUUCCCAGAAUUCGCGCCCGUUCGAAUCUGAAACGCCUAACUGAAUAGCCGGCUUUCAAUUGUUUGCUGCCACCAGUGACCUCUAAUCAGACCCAAAAUCACAGGACAUGUAGGCUAUCUGGCUGCCCAUUGCGCUGCAGUCCUUUGUGUCAUUGUUAGAAAAUCCACAAAGACAGGGAAUAUUUCUUCGUCUUAAGAUGUUGCCAGUUCAAAACCGCGUACUCAUGUCUGCCUUGCUGAGAUUUGAAAACGUGAGUAUCUGAGUCAACCAUUCCUUUUGGGAUCAUGAGUAUAAAAUACAAGUUCUUGUGACCUUUAUACCUUUCAUCAAAUUGUACCUCAUUAAUGAUCAACAAGCUGCUUGAAUUUUGCUUUUUUGCUUUUAUUUACUCAAGUUACCAAUGAGCCACCUCCCGUCAAGUCGCCACCGUAAGUUUUUUGUGAAUAUAAAUAAGAACCCAAUGCAACCUUCCAGAGGUUUCUCGUUUCGUUAACGUUUAAGCAAUUUACUUGGAUCGAGUCCAUAGACUUUUUACAAAGGUUAACGCACUCCACUUUUGACCCUUUGUCCAACGUUCAUUUCCCUUAAGUUAACGUCACUUAUGCCGUCGUAUUUAGCAGAACUGUAGACCUAUCGUGAUAGAGAGGGUUCUUUCAUACGCGACCACUUCGGUCUACUCAUAAGAAACGCUACAGUGAAUAAGACGUCUUUUCUUAUUGUUCACUGACUACGCAAUGUUAAAACGAAGAACCCGUGACCAACGCAUGCGUUAUUUUAUCAGACCAAUGUAUUUUAUGUUGACUCCCUUUUCAAGUUGGUUCUGCAAAAGGAUAAUUUAACAAAAUCAACCAAGCAUUUGAAUUUCAUGCUUUGUAAUCCGAUGGAACACCAGCGUUCAAUUUAUCAAAUCUUCUAUGUCUGAUGCAGGUACCCUCUGCUACGAUUAUCCCCCCCCCCCACCUCUAGGAGGAGUAGAGAAUGGGGAAGAUGCUGUGAAAUUCUACCAUAAUUAUAAACUAAUUCACUCACAGGUCACCGUCCCUGCUCCACCCCACUCUGAGGCCUACGGUGGACAUCGUCGACAACGACCAUCGAACUGUCUGUUGGGACUUAUAUGUAUGCUAAAAGGCUUGAAAUAGUUGUAGAGGAGCCCUUGUCGCUAGAAAAUGAACUUCGUUUGCCUGAAACUUUGAACUCAUGCUCGAAACGUCACGCAAGAAAACAGGCAACCUUCGGAAAAAGCAGCUGCUAUGCAGACCCGAAACCAUCACUUGGCUUGGUCUUCUGCCGUGUGACGUGAAAUUGGGCGUCACUUCCCCUAAGCUUGUCCAGGCAAACGAGUCCGAAGUAACUCUCCGUUUCUCCUGUCAAUUUGCCUUAGAUCCAGCAAACAACUCCAGACACCACAACCUCGUUAUUUGAAACCUAAUGGCUGCUUCCGCUUUCAAAAGUAAGAAUGUGAAGUCUGUGUAAAACAGCAUCACAAGCAAAGACAAGGAGAACUGAAAUGGCCAUUUCUAGUUCAUAAGCAGUUAUCUGCAAACCGCACCCAAUCCUGCAAUAUGCAACCCUCGAGGCUCGAACUCGCAACCCGUAGAUAAGGAAUACAAAACCUUCAUCAUUGAGCCACGGGCUCGUCGUUUUGGAGCCACUGAGGUUGCAUAGCACAAGGCUGGGCAUGAUCGGCUGAUGACAGCCAGGAAGGGGGAAAUAACCAUUCCAGUCCCUCGGGUCGUCUUGAGGCAAAGGCCCAAGAAUAGUCAAAAUUUUAAACGGUCCCGAAAAAUUUAUACUGCUCUUUCAUUCCUGCCCAUAAGUCAUGGCACCUAGGAUGUAGAUCGAUGGUGUCGAUGGCACUUCUCUUUUCUUCGAGAGCAAUAUUUUUCAGGACUGAUUCUAUUUGCCUUUUCCCCGAUACAAGAAGUCAGUUUUCCCUUCUGGUUGCCUUGUGUAUUGGUUUUUCAAGCGACAACUCUCUACUGUUAGUGUUGUUGCAUGCGAAGGAACGUUAUUUCAUAGAUUUGAGAAUCUACGCACUUUGUAACUUGACACCAAUGCACAUGCUCCUUUAUUAAUCUAACUUUUUUCCUCAUUCUAUUGUCGUGCGGUUACUUUUGUUUGGUUAACUUUCUGACAAAUAACCACCGCUUAUUUUUUCAGUCCUCCGUCAUCCCGCCCAUUUGCAGGUUUGUCAGUUUUGACCUUUACCAAGUAAACUUAUGUAAGAUUGCUUUAACAUAUACAAUUUUCUGUAGGCGAUGAUAUCAUUUACCUUUUUCCGGCAGCAUAAAAACCCUUAAUCCGAAAUGUGUUGAAGCACAUUUGCUAGUGUAGAUGUUUAGACCUUCCAAAAAUGACUACUAAAUUGGUGUGAAUUUUCUCACAGAUUUUUGAUGUCUUUAUAAACUUACACAAAAAUAUCUCAUCUGUGUUUAUUUGGUGGAAAAUUAAGUUUUCUGUGGAUUUAAUAUCUGAAUAAUGGCUGUCUAUUUGUUUUAAAAAAACUUAUUCCUAAACGCCUUUAAAUCUAACCUGCGAUUACACUUGCAUUUUUUGCACAUUCCGUGUACGUAAAAUCAUAUAUUUCUAUCCAUUAUUAAGAAUGGGUCAAAAAGAGCCCACUUAAUUUUACAAAUGAAGGAGGACCAUGUUGUAGGCUCCGUAAUUAGUGUAAGCAAAACGACAGAUACGGCGCUGUAGGAAUUGACAGUUCACGGCCCUCAAAAACCUCAUGAUUGUAUACCUUUACAAUCUAAAUGUAUUCUUUCUUCAGGCAUAAAAUUUUGAGAAGUAAUUUUCUGCAAAAUGAGUGCAACAAUUAACUCCUUGAUUGUUUUUUUUUCAUAAAACGUAUUUGAAUCUCUAAGACCAUUAAAACAAGCGGUGAAAUGCUUGCUGCUUAAGAAGUCAUUUUCUAAUGAAUUUGGUUUUCUCAAGGGACAGGGAACUCACUCAAAGUCUUCGUACCGGAGUGACUGGGUAUAUUGGAUUUCAGCUAGAAGAUAUUCACUAUAACAAUCCAAUCUUUGUAAUCUUCUUUAAUCGAAAAUAUGGUUCAGCGUUUCGGCCAAAACUUCAUGAGAUGGGCCAGCUACUGUAGAUGGGAAUUAAUUCUGCUGCAUCAAAGUACACGUAGCUUGUCAGUCUACGGGUAACUCGGCUUUGAUAUUUCCGUCGACCGCAUGCCUAAAAGUCGCUCCUACCUUAAGUUAGAGAACGAACUAUGCCUUCGGGAAUUCGUGAUUGGAGGAUGUCCUUUAAAAGCAGAACUUGUGUUAUCUGGUGUCACACUAACUUGUUAAAAUGUUGAACUCACAGUCCACUCCCUCAAACGCAGUGCACUGUUGAUCGAUUUCUUUAACAUCCCCUGAAACGUGCGCUUUUAGUUAAUUUAUAAACAUCUUCAGUUUUAUCUUAUAGCAGUUCUCUAUCUGGCUUUACUUUUUAGACACUUCCCCAGCUCUUGUGUCACAAUAAGCUUAAACUUUCAAGAUCAGAAAGAUGACAACAUAAGAUUUACAAUUCUGUCCCUGUCUCUUUAUGUUCUAGACUCUGAUCCAUCGGUAAAUUCAGUCUGGCGUCUACUAAUCUGA